Molecule: messenger RNA, 2255 nt
Organism: Dermacentor andersoni
Lineage: Eukaryota; Metazoa; Arthropoda; Arachnida; Ixodida; Ixodidae
Product: serine hydrolase-like protein
Cellular component (GO): membrane
Source: RefSeq, a predicted model, not a curated record
GCGCGCCGCGCGCUGACUGGCUCUUCAUUUUUUGUUUCCUCGCAGCGGAGGCGCCGAGAAGAGGAGGCACGUGCUCUGAGGGACGUUGUGAAUCCGUUUACACGCCGCCCCCGAGCCGGCCAUCCCGCGCCGGCUGAUAAGGCUGAUUGCGGAAACGGGGAUGCCCUCUAUCUGGACUCGGAGUCCGGCUCUUUAUCGGCACCCUGCUCCAUGCUCUUUGUUUAGCGAUGAUCAGCCGGAGCGGGAGGGGAAGUUGCGCGUACUUUUCAGCCCUCACGGCGCUUCUUCGUCCAUGACAGCAAGGGACACUACGCCACCGCCACCAUGGCUCUGAGAUUGAGCAGCCCUGCACUAGUCUUGGCGAGGGGCCUGCUGCGGGAGACGCCGCGGGCCUGUGUAGAGCCGUUUCGAGUGCUGGGCUCGCGCCGUGAGGCGUCCUCAGCGUCGCUCAAGGAGCGUCUCACCCGCGACCUCGUGCUUCCGGUGCCGAACGGCCAGUUGGCCGGCAAGCAGUGGGGGUCGGACGACGGACAGCCAGUUCUGGCGCUACACGGCUGGCUGGACAACGCGGCCGUGUUCGAACCCCUGGUGCCUUUCCUCAAGGCAGAGUUCAAGCUGGUGGCCCUCGACCUACCCGGUCACGGCAUGUCCUCGCAUCUUCCGGCCCGCGGACACUACACCCUGGACAGCUACGUCGACAGCGUGCUGUCGGCCGUUGACCACCUCAAAUGGGACACCUUCUCUGUCCUGGGACUCGGAAUGGGCGCUGGCAUUGGCUACUAUCUCGCCGCGCUACAGCCGGACAGGGUUCCCCGGCUUGCGUCCAUCGAGGGAUCCUUUCCGGCGACGUGCCCCAGCUUCGAGCCGCACGAGCACGUGGGCGAAGAUGAAGACCAUCGUGAUUUGUACACCAGGCAGGAGGUCAUGGACGUCCUGGCAUCGAGAGGACAUAGCGCCGCAUCGGCGGAGCUGCUCAUGGCCAGGGGCUGCACGCGCGUGUUUGGAGACCGCUACGUGUUCACGACCGACCGCCGAUUGAGGUACGCGCGACCGCAGGAGCUCUACCCUGGCGUGUUCGACAGGACGCUUCCGCGCUACAGAAACAACCUGAUGGUGCUGCAGCGGGACUGCGGGCUCUCGGAUGGCGCAAGACCGCACCUGGACGCCCUGGAGGCGAUUGUGCGCUGCCUCGGUGCCGAACAGUGCUCGCGCUUCAGCUACGUCGUGCUGGAGAGCGGGAAGCACGAGCACGUGACUGAUCAUGACACGGUGGCGCGCAGGGUGAACGACUUCAUGUGCACAUGAACCAACUUUGCACCAAGAGGGUCUGGUGCAUGACGACACAUUUGUUUUCCUGACCAGGGAAGAACUAUAAGUUAUAAUUGGUGGGAUCCUAUCCCGGUAUGCAGGCCAUGGAGGAAGGAAAACUAAGAUUAAUUGUAGUUUGGCAUUAUUCAAGCAUAUUAUAAGUAGUCAUUACGUAACAGGUAAUAAUGGCAAUGGCGUGGCGCUCGGGAGCACUAAUGUACAAAUGGCGGUCGUAUGACGUUAUAGGAAGCCUCACGUGAGUUUCGAAGCGCAGUCACAACAUUAAACAUCCGCAAUGCGCCAACGUGGUAGAAACGCGAGCCAGGUGGGUAUGAAAUGAAGAUGGCUUACAAAGGCGGCGCGCGUGAAGGUGACGCUUUCUCUUCCCUCCUCCUCCGUGGUACGCACACACCCAUGGUCAAUUCAAGGUGCCACUGUCAAUGCACUCAGACGCAUUUUGACUCCUCUCUGUUAUAACUCUAUAGUUAUUUAGUCCAAAGACACUCGGGUCCCGACACAGUAAGUAUGAUACUUAACAAAACUUAAGUAGAACGUAGUUUACAAACGAUGAUGCAAGGAGGGUUUGAAAGGACGUGUGAAGCAUAGAGCAGAGAAUUACACCUAAUAAUUACAGUGACCAUGUAAGAAAAAUAAAGAGCGGUCGCACGUAUCGCAAAUGCAUGUUACUGUGCACAGAAGAAACGUAGAUUUUAGACAAGAGACAGAACUCAAUCGGUCAUAACUAUCUGUACAUACAUAUACAUGUACAUACAUACAAUUGUAGAUUUACUCAUAUCGUCGCGUAGCUGUGCAUGGUAUAAUUUGCGGGUUCUUGCGUUUUAAACGAGCCGCAGCACCGCUGAAGUGUGGGAGGUGACAUGCGUGCUCUCCAAAGUGCCUUAGAGAAAGAACUCGUUUUCAGGGAAAUAAAGGUUGUUUUUUUCUUA